AUGGGUAGUAGAUUUUUGACAAUUAUUCCAUUGAUAUUCUUAGUAUCAUCAACCGUCUUACUAAUAUUCACCGUAAUCAACGGUUCAACCACCAAUUCUCCAAUAAACGCCUUAUAUUGGUCCGAAACCGACACUUCAGGCAUAACUGGCGCACCAUUCGAUAAAUCACGAUGGACUUUCUAUACCCUAUGUGGAGUCCAAAACGGUGACAAUAAUAAUUGUUUACCUAUGGUAGCGGCGUAUCCGUAUUCGCCAUAUGAUAAUUUCCCAUUUGGUAGAAUUGACCUUCCGUUGGAUUUCAUAACUAAUAGAAAUACAUAUUAUUAUUUAUCAAGAACUGCGUUUUCAUUCAUAUUGAUUGCAUUAGUUGGAAGUGCACUUUCACUUUUGAUCACCCCCUUAGGGUUUUGUUUCAAGUCUUGUGGAGGGGGGGGUUCCGCCUUUUCCAUAUUUGUGACAUUUGUAUUCGGUGCCACGGGUGCUUCAUGUUUGACUGCCGCUCAUGCUAUGGGAAGAAAGCAUUUUAAUGAUAAUGGGAUGCAAACUAAUUUGGGUGCCGCUGCAUUUGGGAUACUUUGGGCCGGGGUAUUUUGUUUAUUGAUGGCGUUUAUUGGCUCUUGUUUGGUAUGUUGUGGGAAUAAUAGAACUAAAACAAAAUAUGUGUCUGCUGGGCCUGUGCCUGGUGCGGCUGGUGAACCUGGUUACUAUCCUAAUAAUAAUGCUCAACCGGUGUACUAUCUUACUGAUAAUAAUAAAGGGACCAAUCAGUAUGAAGGGGCUACUUAUGUUGGUAGACAGGAUUCUAAGUGA
Hemisphaericaspora subhashii is the source of this 810-nucleotide messenger RNA. Its product is annotated as SUR7/PalI family protein. The record is from RefSeq and is a predicted model, not a curated record. Lineage: Eukaryota; Fungi; Ascomycota; Pichiomycetes; Serinales; Debaryomycetaceae. The coding region runs from base 1 to 810 and encodes 269 amino acids. Gene Ontology annotation, biological process: septin cytoskeleton organization; endocytosis; cortical actin cytoskeleton organization. The transcript has a single exon. Gene Ontology annotation, cellular component: membrane raft; cell cortex; plasma membrane.